AUGUCCGACGCCGAUUCUGAUUUCGUACCUAGCACCGACCCGUGGUGGAAACAGUGGGACCCAAAUAACAUCACAGUCGCCCCAACUGAGGACGAUGACGAUUACGAUGGUCCAAGUGAUUCCUGGAAGUACUGUGUCAUACAAGGUGUCUACUUCGGAGGUAACGAUUAUAACGGUUGGUUAGGUGCCCGUAUCUCUUCCAUCUUUGUCAUUCUAUUCGUCAGUACAGCAUGCACUUUGUUUCCUGUUGUAUCGAAGAGAGUCAAGUGGUUAAAGGUUCACAAAUACGUUUACCAAUUUGCUCGUAAUUUCGGUACUGGUGUUAUUGUGGCUACUGCAUACAUCCAUUUGUUGGAUCCCGCCUAUACGGAAAUCGGUGGUUUGAGUUGUGUUGGAUCGAACGGUAAUUGGAGUACCUACGCGUGGUGCCCUGCUAUUAUUCUAUUUACCGUCAUGUUAACAUUUUUGGUCGAUGUUACAAGUAGUUUCUACGUCGAAAGAAAGUACGGUUACGUUCACAACCAUCGUUCGGAUGAGAUCGAGGAUGCUAUCGUUGGUAAUGCAAAACCAGUGCACGAUGCUGAACAUCACACAGGUGCACACAUGCACGAAUCUGACGAAGGUGACUCUUAUUCCAAGGACAAGCAACAAUUAGGUGACACCAAAUCUCUACAAACUUACACCGAGUCCGAUGUUGAUUCUGUCAAGGCUGAGAUGUCAUUCAAAGGUGAAUUCGCUGCCUUUUUAAUUCUGGAAUUUGGUAUUCUGUUCCACUCUGUGAUGAUCGGUUUGAAUUUAGGUACUACUGGUGAUGAAUUCAAAGUUUUAUACCCUGUUUUGGUCUUCCACCAAUCUUUCGAAGGUUUAGGUAUCGGUGCUAGAUUGUCUAUGAUCGAAUUUCCUCGCAACAAGAGAUGGUGGCCAUAUGUUCUAUGUAUUGCUUACGGUCUGACAACCCCAGUGUGUGUUGCUAUCGGUCUAGGUGUCAGAGAAAAGUAUUCCGGUAAUUCAUACGCCGUCAACGUUGUCUCUGGUGUCCUUGAUGCUAUUUCCGCUGGUGUUUUAAUGUACACUGGUUUGGUCGAACUUCUAGCAAGAGAUUAUAUAUUCAACCCUAACAGAACCAAGAGCAUUAAAGAAAUGCUAUUCAGCUUGUGGUGUAUGUUUUGGGGUGCAGGUUUAAUGGCUCUACUGGGUAAAUGGGCUUAA
Molecule: messenger RNA, 1209 nt
Organism: Zygotorulaspora mrakii
Lineage: Eukaryota; Fungi; Ascomycota; Saccharomycetes; Saccharomycetales; Saccharomycetaceae
Gene: ZRT1
Product: high-affinity Zn(2+) transporter ZRT1
Exons: 1
Coding region: 1-1209 (402 amino acids)
Biological process (GO): zinc ion import across plasma membrane
Cellular component (GO): plasma membrane
Molecular function (GO): high-affinity zinc transmembrane transporter activity
Source: RefSeq, a predicted model, not a curated record